AUGUCCGGGGAGGAGUCGGCGAAGGACAUUGGCCAAUUGAGAGAGGGAAAACUUUAUCCUUUGAACUAUUCACAUUCGCACACCAAUGAGACCAUUAAACUAACAUUGAUAGUUUCCCAUGAGGAAAUGAAACAGAACAAGAUUCCUCUUGCCUACAGAGACAGAUGUGCCAGACUGUUGGUUCCUCUCAACAAGUGUAGGAAGGAGGGAUGGUAUAUGCCUUGGAAUUGUGUUCAAGAGAGACACGACUACGAACAAUGUCAGUAUCUGGAUUUCAAGAGAAGGGUCAAGGAAUUGGAGGAGAUCAAGAAACAGAGAGACGCUGCGGAUGCCUCAGCAGAUCUUUGA
Messenger RNA from Komagataella phaffii GS115, 348 nucleotides. RefSeq lists its product as hypothetical. The record is from RefSeq and is a predicted model, not a curated record. The transcript has a single exon. Bases 1 to 348 code for a protein of 115 amino acids. Lineage: Eukaryota; Fungi; Ascomycota; Pichiomycetes; Pichiales; Pichiaceae. Gene Ontology annotation, cellular component: mitochondrion.